Acaulospora colombiana is the source of this 936-nucleotide messenger RNA. The record is from the annotation of a GenBank genome assembly. Lineage: Eukaryota; Fungi; Glomeromycota; Glomeromycetes; Diversisporales; Acaulosporaceae.
AUGGGCUCAAACUUGGAUGCCGGUAAAAUAUCACCCGAAAUUGAAAAGGGAAAAAAUUCAGUCGAACCAGAGGUUUUGAUUAGAAAAAGUGAUAAUCAGGAAAUCGAUAAUUUUUUAAAAGACUCAUUGAGGAGAAGAGAAUAUUCUGGCCUAAAUUUUUGGGAAUGGAUACCAUAUGAGGAAUUUUCAAACAUUCAGGAAAUUGGACAAGGGGGUUUUGGUCAAGUUUAUAAGGCAACAUGGAAUGAAGGGAAAAUUUACACGCCGUCAUAUGAAAUUGGAAAAAUAUCCCGAACACCACUGACAAUGGUAGCAUUGAAAGUUCUUGAUAAAUCAAGUAACGUGAAUUCAGAGCUUUUAGAAGAGGAAACGCCCGAGUGUUGGAAAAAUUUAAUGAAACGAUGUUGGGAGUUAGAUCCUUCAGACCGACCCGAAAUUGAAGAAAUCAUGAAAAUGUCUGAAGAAACAAAAAUAUAUAGUCAACAAUUCAUGGAAGCCGAAGAAAGCCGUCAAAAAACAAUCCAUUAUGGCACAUUGCUCACAAAAGAACAUGAGUCAAUUGACCCGAAUUCAAUAUAUUGCAGCAGAUUAUUGAAUCCUGUAAUAGAGGCGGCAAGAUCUAUUUUGGGUUUAGGGAUUCCUGUUAUUACACGACCUUUGGUUGUAGAAGUUGACAAAAUUCAGCAUGGUUCGUUAACAAAAUUGGAAUCAAAAGAGAUUUGUUCGGAUUGCCAUAAGAAGGGAAAAUUAGCAAACGCAGCAUGCGAAUUUUGCUAUUUCAGAAAAUUCAAUCUUAAAAUGAGUGGAAAUAAGGAUAUCGAUGAUUUUCUCAGGGAAUUAAUGGGAAAAGAUAGACCUAAUUUGGAGUGGAUACCGUACGAAGAAUUUUCAAGCAUAGAAAAAAAUCGGUCAAGGCGAUUUGAGUCAAGUUUUUAG